UUUUGGCUAGGACACUAAGUCAUAUCAAGCACGAAAUCCAAUCCAAGUUGCAAGCCAGUUUUGUUUUGAAUUCCCGCUGUGAAGCUCGUUUUUGCGACAAUCAUGAAAUUAAUCAAAUAUACCGUGUGACUGUAUUAUCUAGCCUAAUGUAAUAACUUGCAUUUAGCGCAUGUGCCCUGCUGUAGGUGUGGCGCAAGAUGAGCUGGGUCAAGCCCGACGAUGGAUUUUUUUUGGAGCCGCCACCGAAUCAAAGCGCCCGCAAGCGAGUGACAAGAAAGCGGCCAGCUCCAAAAGACAUCGAAGGUUCCGCGGAUCCGGCUACGUCGGAUCCAGUGGAAGCGCUUGCCCGCACCAGUGGAGGCACGUGGGUGGAAAAAUUCGCUCCGAAGAGUCGUGAUGAUUUAGCUGUCAAUCGGGAUAAAGUGGAUCAAGUCUCUCGUUGCCUCAAGGAAAAACUCAAAGCCUCUGCAACGAAUGCAGGUGCAAUUAUUCUCCUUUGCGGACCUGCUGGUUCAGGAAAAACGGCAACACUACGCUGCCUUGCAGCAGAAGAAGGCUUCAGUGUCUGCGAGUGGAUCAACCCAGUUUCCCUGACUGCGAAAACUGAAUUUAAUCCAAACUGGGAUUUUGGAAGAAGCAGCGGACAGGUUGAGGAGUUUGAAGACUUUAUUUUUCAAUCAAGUCGCUAUGCCUCACUUCUCACUGGAGACUCUGCAAAGAGAGUUGUGCUCGUAGAGGACCUACCAAACAUUUUUAUCAGGGACGUGGAAAGUUUGCACCGUGUCCUCAGGAUGUGCGAUAGGGUUGCUGUUGCACCUCUCGUAUUUAUUAUCAGCGAUUCGUCUGACAAACUCGAGCAUCGACUCUUCCCAGAGGCUCUUAUCAAGGAACUAGAUGUGACCAAAAUCACGUUCAAUGCUAUUGCAACGACCUUUGUCACAAAAGCCCUUUGCACGUUGCUCGAUAAAGCUGUGCAAUUGCAAGCCAUCACCCAUGAACCUACCGCUGAUGAUAUCGACAGCAUCGUUGCCGCAAGCAACGGAGACAUUCGUAGUGCCAUCAAUGCUCUCGAGUUCUUCUGUUCUCCUCAACAGUGCGUUGGCCCUGUAAAAAGCAAGCCCGCUGCAAAGCGGCAAUGGAGUGGCGCCUGCAGGAAGCGGCGAAAGAAGGCAGCAAAACCUGAUGCGCGCAGCUGUGGCAUUGGCCGAGACGUGCCUCUCACCUUGUUCCAUUCGCUGGGGAAAAUACUCCAUUGCAAGCGUAAACAACAAGACUGCACCAAAACAGAUGGUGGGACUGAAGCAUCCGCUGGUGAUCUCUCGCUGUCAUCGAUGAAGGAUCCAGACAAAACCCCCAGCACUGACAUCAAUCCAGAGGAAGUGUUUGAGCGGGCAGCGAUUUCCGGGGAGGCAUUUGCCCUCUUUCUCCACCACAACAUGCCCGACUUUGCUGCUGACAUUCACACUGUGGCCGAGUGCUCGGAGUGGUUCUGCCACAGCGACGUCUUGCUCUCUGAAUGGACUAGUGAGAAUGUGAUGGAAAAACAUGCCAUGUCAGUGGUUACAAGAGGAGUGAUCUCCAGCCUGUCGCAUCUAGGCACUAAAGGUGUUGGAUGGAAGCCACUGAGCAAGCCACAGUGGUCGGCUGCCUUCAGAGAUAUCAGGCAGAAACUUUAUGACCUGCGAGUGGCAUUUAAAGGCAAGAUAACGCAUUCUCUUCUCACCCGAACACAUCGGGAUACACACCGACUCCAUAGUACAGGACGAGAGCUGCAAUUGGACAGGGUGCCGUACCUAGCUCUUCUUCAGAAAAGUGGACUUCAAUUAUCAAACACCAGGAGAGCACUCGUUGAAGAAAUUGGCACUCUGUCGAAUAGGAGCUUCUUUCGUCAAAGAAGCCUUCACGAGCCGGACACCGUGGAUGACAGCGAAGUGGAACUUUCAGUGAACUACAUGUGUAGGAAUGUGGAGGCAGUUUUGGAUGACCCUGACCACUCAGAUGAGGAAGUCAUCAUUGAAGAGUAUGAUGACUGAUCUGCAGUGUCUGCUUUUAACAUGUGUGUUGAUACGCACCUAGCACACAUUUACACUUGCACUGCUAAAAUAUACAUAGUAUAACUUUUUGAUCAGUUAAAUGGCAUGUUUAGUGUGCCUAAAUGUAUUUUAAUAUCCGAUUUAUUUGCAUAUUACAUCGGGUCUUUUGUUUUGUUGCGUAGUAUUUGUAUAUAUAACAAUGCAAACAGAACUGUUUGUUACAUUUUGAAUACAUGGCAUGCUUCUAGUAAAGUAUCAUUCAUGAAUAAUAUUGAUGCAGUUGUCUUAAGUGGAAAAGUGCACUGUCAAGUGGACUCAGUGCACUUCUAAAAAGUACAUGGAGUCUUCAAAAUUUUUUAGAAACAUUGUAUGUAUACAUAUCACAUACAUUCACACGGCCAAAUGAAUCCAACCGACAAUUAAGCCAAAGAAAGCAUAAGGGACAUAAUUUGUUGUCUCUAACGGCAGUGUAGUAA
Molecule: messenger RNA, 2509 nt
Organism: Rhipicephalus sanguineus (brown dog tick)
Lineage: Eukaryota; Metazoa; Arthropoda; Arachnida; Ixodida; Ixodidae
Gene: Rad17
Product: cell cycle checkpoint protein RAD17
Exons: 18
Coding region: 198-2033 (611 amino acids)
Biological process (GO): mitotic DNA replication checkpoint signaling; DNA damage checkpoint signaling; DNA repair
Molecular function (GO): ATP hydrolysis activity; chromatin binding
Source: RefSeq, a predicted model, not a curated record